AUGGCAAAAACUGCGAUCAUCACUGGGAGCUCUCGUGGUAUUGGUGCUGCUUCAGCGAUUCUGUUUGCGAAGAAAGGAUUCAAUGUCGUCCUCCAAGGCCGAAACAAGGAAAAACUCCAAGGAAUCAAGGAAGAGUGCGAAAAAGCCGGAGCUGCAGGAGUUUUGGUCGUUGAACUGGAGCUUUCCAAUCACGCUGAUCUUCCUCGAUUGGUCGAGGAAACUAUCGACGAAUUCGGCGGGCUGGAUGUCCUAGUCAACAAUGCCGGCAUGGGCUGCUUCGCCAAUCUGGAAGAAGUGACUGGAGAAAUGAUGGACUUGAUUUUGGGCGUCAACGUCAAGGCGCCAAUUUUGAUCUCAAAAGCAGCAAUGCCGCAUUUAAAGAAAUCGAGAGGGGCCAUUGUUAACGUCUCUUCCCUCGCGUCUCAUGUUCGAAGCAACAUGAUUAUUACCGGCAGUUCGAGAGGAAUUGGUGCUGCGACGGCGAUUUUAUUCGCAAAGAAGGGAUUCAAUGUCGUGGUACAGGGAAGAAACAAAGAGAAAUUGCAGCAAGUCAAGGAAGAAUGCGACAAAGCUGGGGCGGCAGGAGUUUUGGCCAUAGAAAUGGAGCUUUCAAACACCCAAGAUCUGCCUCGAUUGGUCACCGAAACAGUCGAAAAAUUCGGCGGUCUUGAUGUUCUCGUCAACAAUGCUGCCCUUGGAACGAUCGGAUGCAAUCUUGAAAACACCACGGCAGAAAUGAUGGACGCUGUUUUGAAUGUGAACAUCAAGGCGCCGAUUUUGAUCACUCAGUCUGCCAUGCCUCAUUUGAAGAAAACAAGAGGAGCGAUUGUUAAUGUUUCCUCGAUGGUUUCGCAUGUCAGGACGAAUAAUUUCUUCCCGUACGCAAUUUCAAAAGCCGCCCUGGAUCAAUUCUCGUUGAUUUUGUCAGGCAACUACGCCCCUGAUGGAAUUCGAGUAAAUACAGUGCGCCCGGCCGCUGUGGCCACUGACAUUUGGGAAACUUCUGGCGUUCCAAAGGAGAUGCUCCCAGCGCUUGUGCAGAUGGAAGCGGCAAAACAGCCAUGUACUGGAAUGCUUACUGCAGAAGAAAUUGCUCAGGCAAUUUGGAUGUGCUGCGAUCCUGCUCUGCCCAGCAUGACAGGCCAAAACAUCACCAUCCAUGGCGGCCGAAUCGAAGACAAACCGUGGGUCAACCCAAUGGCCCCUCAAUAA
Molecule: messenger RNA, 1212 nt
Organism: Oikopleura dioica
Lineage: Eukaryota; Metazoa; Chordata; Appendicularia; Copelata; Oikopleuridae
Source: the annotation of a GenBank genome assembly